UUCAAGCCUCAAAGCUGGCGGUUGUGUGACCGCUGUUUUCGUGAUCUAUAAAAGUGAAUUAAUUUGAGCCAUGCUGCGUCUCAGUCUUGGAUUGCUGCUUUUGUGGGCGGUGGUCGCCCUGGGGAACGACAAUCUUCGCGUGGCCUACGAGUGGCAGGAAAUGGACUUCCAGUACGCCAGUUCGGAACAGAGAUGGACGGCCAUCGAGAAGGGCGAGUUCAAGCCGGCCAAUGUGAUACCCUUUGGCCUGGAGGUCGCCGGCCACCGACUCUUUGUCACUUUGCCCAGAUGGCGGGCCGGAGUGCCGGCCUCGUUGGCCUACCUUGAUCUUAAUGAUACUUCCACCAAGAGCCCCGUGUUGAAGCCCUUCCCCAGCUGGCAGGCUCACAAUCUGCUAGAAGCCGAACCGGAGUUGGUUUCUCCUUUCAGAGUGCGAGCCGAUCGCUGUGGACGUCUCUGGGUGCUGGAUUCUCGGAUCUCUGGAGUUCUGGAGAAGACCCAGAUCUAUGGAACAGCCCAGCUGCUGGUCUACGAUCUGCACAAUGAUGAUCUGCUGAGGCGUCACGUUCUUCCCGCCGGUCAAUUGAAGCAGGGAUCUUUGUUGGCCAAUCUGGCAGUGGAGGACUCUGAUUGUGAGAACACCUUCGCCUAUGCUGCCGAUUUGGGCAGUCCUGGUUUGGUGGUGUACUCUUGGAAAAACCAGGAAUCGUGGCGAGUGCAGCACCAUUUCUUCCACCCGGAUCCGAUGGCUGGCAACUUCAGCAUCAAAGACAUUGAAUUCCAGUGGGAUGAUGGUCUAUAUGGGCUGGCUUUGUCGAAACCCUUGGAAACGGGCUACUCAACAUUGUACUUCCAUCCCCUCUGCUCCACCAUGGAGUUCUCUGUGGACACUGGGAUACUGCGAAACAAAACCCUGGCCACUUCGACGAUGAUCUAUCGGGAGUUCAAGGUGCUGGGCUCGAGAGGCCCAAACACUCAGGCUGGAGCCGAGUUUUUGGAUCCGGAGACCGGUGUCCUUUUCUACGCCCUGCCCAAUCUCAAUGAGGUCGCCUGCUGGCGCACGGCCACCGACUUUAGCCAUAGCUCUCAGAGUCGCAUCUUCAGGAGCAAUGACACAUUGAUUUUCCCCAGUGACGUCAAGGUUGAUGACCAGAAGCGUCUAUGGGUACUUUCCAAUAAGCUACCCGUCUUCAUUUACGAUGAAUUGUAUGCCGGUUCCAUCAAUUUUCGCAUUUUAACUGCCAGUGUUCAAGACGCUAUUAAGAACACCGCUUGUGAAAUUAGAACUUCCCCUCUGCCGGAUGUAAUUAACAGGCUUGGGGACAUACUAAACACUAAUAUCAAGGUGAAGGCGAAUUCGGCUGCUUCUUUGAGUAACUUGAGCUCAUUGAUAAUUGUUGGUUUGUGUUUGCUGAUAAGCUACAGGAUCUAAAUCCCCAAUACUGUACAAAAGAAUUAACUUAGUAACUUUUCCGAGAUUCUGUAACUCAAACUAUUUUUUAAAACACCGAAAAUGAACAAGUUUCUAAAUAUGAAAACCUUAUUAUCAAAACAAGAAAGGAAAGCUAACUUCGGGCGGAGCCGAAGUUGAUAUACCCUUGCAGAAUACUCUGUAAAUUAUAU
Drosophila rhopaloa is the source of this 1623-nucleotide messenger RNA. RefSeq names its product protein yellow. The transcript has 3 exons. Bases 71 to 1432 code for a protein of 453 amino acids. Gene Ontology annotation, cellular component: extracellular region. The record is from RefSeq and is a predicted model, not a curated record. NCBI's taxonomy places the organism in Eukaryota, Metazoa, Arthropoda, Insecta, Diptera, Drosophilidae.